AAAUACCACAGUGACAUGUGGCACGAUACGGACUGUAACUUCUGUAGCUGUGACGGAGGACGGGUGGCUUGUCGGAAGGCAAAGUGUGCCAAAGUGGACUGCGGGCAGGGUGAAGAAUUAUCUCAUUUACCAGGCAAGUGUUGUCCUGAAUGCAUUUCAAGAGGGGCUUCCUGCGUUUACAAAGACUCUACCAAAGAUAGUGGUGAGAAAUGGAAGGAAGGCCCAUGCCGUGACUGCGAAUGUUUGGACUCUAAAGUAAACUGCUAUUCUCAGUCUUGUUCAACGUGUCCCACAGGAAGUGUGGCUGUUGCCAUGCACGGAGAGUGCUGCCCUCAAUGCAAGCCAGGACACUGCCACCCUGAUUGCUUGACCUGCACCCGGGCGUUUGAUCGUUGCGAUGCCUGCCGAGAGUCCUCCAAGUUUCUCCUGAACGGGCGUUGCGUCGACAGCUGUGGGGUUGGCUUCUAUCCAGAUGCUGGCCUUUGCGUAGCUUGUAAAGAGAUGUGCUUGACUUGUACUAAUAAAUUUGGAUGUACUUCCUGCCAAGCUUCGCUGCAUUUGAAGAAUGGCCAGUGCGUGACGUCAUGCGGGGAAGGGUUUUUCCCGGGACCUCUCCAGUGCACAGCUUGUCACGAAUCCUGCACUACGUGCCGCGGUCCGACGGCAAGCAACUGCUCCACCUGCCGAGACCCAUCCCUCGUCUUACUGGAAGGCACCUGCGUGGCUAAUUGCGGGCCGCGGUUCUACGUUACGGAUGGAGUUUGCAGAGCUUGCCGCGAAGGUUGUGACAGGUGUUACCUGGAGCAGCUGAGAUGUUUGUCCUGUGCUUCCGGCCGAGUUCUGCUGGGUGGCAACUGCCUAUCAGAAUGUCCCUAUGGCUACUACGCGGAUGGUUCCCGCACAUGCAGAGCUUGCCACAGUUCGUGCGCUGGCUGCACAGGACCUUUGCCCACUCAGUGUUCCUCCUGCUCCUUCCCCCAGGCCUUCUACCAGGGCCAGUGUCUCCUCGCCUGUGGAGAGGGCUUUUAUCAGCACCACAACCUCUGUAAAGGUUGUCAUUCAUCCUGCAGAGCUUGCGUUGGCCCAGAACAUUCACACUGUAUGCAGUGCAUGAACCCAGAGGAGAACCUUCAACCGCACCUGAGCCUUGAGGAGAGGCCGGUUGGCACCUGCUUGCCUCAGUGCAAAGCCCACUUCUACAGUAACGACGACAGGGUAUGCAAAGCGUGCCACUCCUCGUGCCUUUCUUGCACCCGAGGGUCUCCCGAGAACUGCACCGCUUGUGCCCCUCCUCAAGUCUUUCAUGAAGGCCGUUGCAGCUCAGAAUGUCCAGAGGGAUGGUAUCCUCAGGAAAGCCGUUGCUAUGCCUGCCAUCCUUCUUGCAAGACGUGCAGCGGGGCUGAGGAUGAUGAAUGCACAGCUUGUCACCCCCACGUCCCUCUGCUCGACGGAAGAUGCAGAACUCCCUGCAAGAGAGAGCAAUACCUCAAUCUGGUAGGAUACUGUGCGGGUUGCCAUCCGCUUUGUGAGUUGUGCGUGGCAGAUCUCCACACCGACAGAGGAAGCACCUGUCUCAGGUGCCACGAUGUCCAUCAUCUGCUUCUGAAGGACCACUGCGUGCCAGACUGCCCCGCGGGAUUUUACCAACGCGGAGGAGCGUGUCAGAAGUGUCACCCUUCCUGUAAAACCUGCACAGGAGAAGGCCCAUUUUCCUGCACUUCCUGUGAUCCCAACCUUGUCCUUUCUCACACUGGAUCAUGCCUCUCAGCCUGUUCCCCGGGAUUCUAUCAGGAUGAGAACCUUCGCUGCAAACCUUGCAGUGACUCGUGUUUGACUUGUGAUUCGAGAUCCCACUGUACAUCUUGCAAAGACCCAUCCAAAGUCUUACUCUUUGGAGAGUGCCAGUAUGAUAAAUGUCCAUCACAAUAUUUCCUUGAAUUGUCUACCAGGACGUGCAAAGAGUGCGACUGGAGCUGCAAUGUUUGCCACGGCCCCAACCAUACGGAUUGCCUGCAGUGCAUGGAGGGGUAUUUUCUCCAGCAAGGAGCCUGCGUUGAGCACUGUCUGCCGGCAUUUUAUAGGGAAUCCGAAACGUGUAAAAGAUGCGAUGAUGACAACUGCCUCCAGUGUGACGGGCCGGGGAAAUGCGUGCGCUGCCAGGCUCCCUUCCUGCUCCUGGAUUCCCAAUGCGUCUUGUCUUGUGGAAAGCGGUACUACGGAGACCACGGAGGGCAGAUAUGCCUAGCUUGCCCCGAGGGAUGCUUGGAGUGUGACAAUUCCACCGGAUGCCGAGUUUGUAAUUCCACGACAUUUCUCCAGGAAGGCCUUUGCGUGGCUGACUGUGGGCGCGGCUUUUCUUUCUUUCUUUCUUUUGUUUUAGCUUCUGGGCCUUUAGCUCCUGGGUUCAAUGCCAAGAGCCUCCUCUUGGUAGGAAUUGGGGGGCUGAAACUACUAGAUGGUUCCUUGCUGGAAGUAGAAAACCUAGAGAGCUAUGGAGAAGACCUCCUCUUUCGCGUGGCAGCCCUUCCCACCAAUGGCAGGCUGGUAGUCCUGGCUGAAGGGAAAGAAAGAGAACAGGACCAUUUCAGCUGGGAAGAUGUGAAGGAAGAGCGUGUUUUCUUCAUCCACGACAAAAUGAAAUCCAGGAAUGGCCAGUUUUUCCUUACACUCAGCUAUCAAGAAUUCACAUCUGAGCCAGUAAUGUUCACUGUUCGAGCUUUUUCAACACAGCCUCCUUAUGUCCUCAAGAACGAAGUCCUCGUGGUUAGCAAAGGAGACACGGGAACCAUCACCAGCCACUUGCUUGAUGUCCAGGAUAGGGAUAAUCCUCAAGAUGUGACGCUGACCAUUUUAGACCCUCCGAAACAUGGGCAAUGGGUCAAGCUUUCAGGAAAUACCCCGUUGACCCUGCGGGUGUUCAGCCUCAGCGAACUUUCAGGAGGAUUCGUGCAUUAUGUUCACGACGGGUCUGACAGUUUGGAAGACGCGGCAGUUCUACAAGUCAGUGAUGGGUGCCACUUUCAGAAUAUACUCUUCUGCAUCAAGAUUGACCUAAAGACCAUUCCUAGCAGGGACAGUGGCAUUCCCCGCCUGGUGAUCAGCUCUACUGUCUGGGUCCCAGAGGGAGGCAUGUUGCAAAUCACCAAAAAAAAUCUGCAAGCCGAGAUGUUUGGGGCCAGUGAUUCUGCAAUCAUCUAUAACAUUAAGGACAAGCCACAAUAUGGUGAAGUGGUGUUUCUGGUUCCCAUGCCCGCCGAUGAUUCUGGAUUAGGAUGGCAGCCUUUGGCCAGUGAAGGUAGAGCCACCUCUACAACCACCUUCACCCAACAAGACAUCAACGAAGGUGUCAUUUGGUACAGGCACUCUGGAGCCGAGACGGAGAGUGACUCAUUCCGCUUCCAGGUCUCUGGUGCAGGUUUCCCACAGACGCAUCUUGAGACCCACCUGUUCAACAUUGCCAUCUUACCGCCUCACUUGGCAUCACCUGUGUCCUCCGCCAGUUCUGCUUUUCACAUGACGGCACUAGAAGAUCGUGUGACACCUAUUCAACCCCAUCAACUGUCUUUUGUCAACGCACAGACUCCAAGUGAAGAAAUCACGUACAACGUGACUGUACCCUUGCCUCCAAAUCAAGGCAUGGUGGAGCACAGGGACAAACCGUUCUUCCCGGUAGCCUCUUUUACCCAAAGUGACAUCAACAAUGGCAAGAUUGUUUAUCGUCCACCUAGUGCUGGAUCGCAUAUUAAGGAGCUGAUGGAAUUCUCCUUUGCUGGUCUCCCGGAAUCGAUUAACUUUCGUUUCACAGUGUCGGAUGGAGAACAUAUAAGUCCCGAGAUGCCGUUUACCAUUCACCUGCUUUCCAUGGAUGUAGAGCCUCCAUUGUUCCAGAUGACCGCUCCAGUGCUCGAGGUCAGCCAAGGAGGCAGAGCUGCCAUUGGAAUAAAGCUGACCCUGAGUGACAGGCACAUUGCUGCUGAGGAUCUCUUCUUUGAAGUGGUAGAACCUCCUCACCAUGGAGCUCUUCUCAGACAUGGUUCUGGAUUCCCAGUCUACAUGGCAACAGGUGAUAGCUUCACCUAUGAGGAAGUCACCAGGAACGCCUUGCAUUAUCUUCACGACGGCUCAUCCUCAGGAGAAGACAGCAUGGAAAUUUCCGUCACUGACGGAAAUACCAAAGACGUGGUUUUGCUCAAGGUGGAGGUGACUCCAGUGGACAUUAACGGGCCCAGGUUGGAUCCUAGCUGCUCGCUGAGUAUCACCGUGGCUGGUAAAAACUCCGUGAUCAUCACUCGAUCCCAUUUUGCCUAUAUUGAUAACAAUUCCCCAGAUUCUGAGAUAAGGAUUCAGCUAAUUUCUCUUCCAAUGUACGGCAGUCUUAUGCGGACGGCCUUUGAACGACAAUCAGAUGAGUCUUCGGAGGUCUAUAAUUUCACAAUGGAAGACAUUAACCAUCAAAGAAUCAGAUAUUUCACCGAGCUUGAAACGGUUUUCGAUCAGCCAAUCACAGAUGUCUUCUACUUCUCCGUGUUCGAUGCGGACAACAACCAGCUCAAUAGCCAGAUGUUCACUGUUACUAUCACAGCAGCCCAAAGUGUGCCUCCGGUUGUUACCUUUUCUGACCAACUUACGGUAGAAGAAGGGGGGCGAACACCACUCCUGCCUCAUCACACCCUUGGCCUUGAAGGUGGCCUUGCUGAAGAAGGCCUGGUUGUAAAAAUCACAAGUCUUCCAAAAUAUGGGUACAUUGAAAAUACCAGGACAGGUAAGGAUUUUGGAAACACCGAAAGUUCUGAUUUUUCUUUCUCACUUCAAGAUGUGUUGGAGAACCGUAUUUAUUAUUUUCAGAACGUCCAUGAAAGUAUUGAGCCAUCAAUGGACAGCUUUAGUUUUUAUAUCAGUGAUGGCUUCAGCCAAUCAGAAAUCAGCAGUGUCAACAUUACUAUUAAGCGCCUGAAUGAUGAGCGCCCUCAGGUAAAGGUGACCCCUAUCAGUGUGCGUGAAAACACAGGCGUAGUGAUUCGGAAUUCCUCCUUGCGGCUAAAGGAUCUGGACACUUCAAAUGACUUUCUGGUUUUCACAGUCACCAAGGCACCCAUUCAUGGAUACCUGUAUAGAAGGGAAUCUCCUCUGCAUUCUCUGGAGAAUGGACACGCUCUCUCAGAGGGAUCUACUUUCACCUACCAGGAGAUCCUGGAGGAACGUAUCGUUUACAAAUUGAACAGUUUGGUAGCCGAAAGGGACGAGUUCCAAUUUUCACUCUCAGACGGUCUCCACAUCGAGACAGGGAAAGUGGAGUUUGCGGUAGCCUCACCCAGGACGGACCUUCUCAGAUUAGUCGUGAACAAAGGCCUACAACUCCUUGCUGGGUCGGUGGCAGUCAUUACAAGCCAGCAUUUAAGAGCCACAGAUCCUGAUUCAGAUGACCUGUCCAUCAAAUACAUCGUGAAGAAGGACCCAACCUAUGGAUCGUUGCACCUGCAUGAGGGAGAUCCUUUGACGCAGAUCUCUGCUCGGGGACCAGCCAAAAGUUUUACCCAGGCCGAUAUAAACAAAGGACAAGUCCAAUACAGCCAUGAGAAAGGAGAAGCAGUUGGGACAUUUUUCUUUGUUUUUGAUGUGGCAGAUGGAGAGGGAACCAGAAUGGCAGACUUGAAGUUUUCAAUUAACGUAACAGGGGACCCAUUGCCUUUGUCCGUCACUGUCAACACUGGGCUAUCCCUGGACGAAAACUCGGUGAAAAAAAUCACCCCUUUGGAGCUGUCAGCCAAGAAGCAGGGUGGAGAAUCCAGUGAUCUCCUCUACAGGAUUAUUAAACAGCCCCAGCUGGGACACUUGGAGCACACGGCGUUUCCAGGCAGAAGGAUUAGUUCCUUCCAACAAGAAGACCUUAUCUCCCACAGCCUCCACUACAUCCAUACAAGCGAGGCGGAAGAACACGCUGACAUAUUCACUUUCACCGUUUCGGAUGGCCGUCAGGAGGUGACCCAGAAUUUUGAAAUCACCAUUAACCCUGUUGACGAUUCUUUGCCGGUGGUGCUGGCCGCGGGUAUGACUGUGCAGGAAGGCGUGAGGAAAACCAUCACGGAAUUUGAUCUCAAAGCCACCGACGCGGACACAGAGGCCAAGUCUGUUACCUUUAGCAUUGUGCAGCCCCCACGCCAUGGACAGCUGGAGCGCACCCACGAUGGCCACCAUUACCAGCAGGCCCAUGCCUUCUCCAUGGAGGACGUCUUCCAGAACCGAAUCAGUUACAGUCACGACGGAAGCAAUUUUUUAGAAGACCGUUUCACUUUCACCGUUUCCGAUGGGACCAAUCCCUUUUUUGUGGUGGCAAAGGAGGGGAAAGAGAUUGUGACCGCUGUGCCUCAGUGGUUCAGAGUAGAAAUUCUCCCUGUGGAUGAUGGGACUCCAAGAGUUGUCACUAACUUAGGUCUUCAGUGGUUGGAAUAUAUGAAUGGCAAGCCAAAAAACCUCAUCACCAAGAAGGAGCUGCUGACUAUGGACCCUGAUACGGAAGACGGCCUCCUGAUCUAUGAAAUAACAACGGGGCCCAAAUAUGGUUACGUGGAGAAGAAAUUGCAGCCAGGAACGACGGUGACUACCUUUACGCAAGAGGAUGUGAAUUUGGGGUUGAUCCAGUAUGUGCUCCAUGAAGAGAAUAUUCAAAGGACAGAAGAUAGUUUUCAAUUUCUGGUGAAGGACAGCAAACCCAGCAUUGUCGCUGAUAAUAUCUUCCAUAUUCAGUGGUCUGUUAUCAGCUUUCAACAUAUGAGCUACAACAUCAGCGAAACGGCCGGUUCUAUCAGUGUGGCAGUGAGGAGGACAGGAAACCUCAAACAAUAUGCUAUUGUCCUGUGCCGUACAGAACAAGGAACGGCCACCUCUGGUUCAGGUUCUCAACGAGGAGAACAGGAUUACCUUGAAUACGCUAGCCAGGUGCAGUUUGAUGAAUGGGAAGACCUCAAAACCUGCACCAUAGUUAUCCAUGACGAUGGCAUCUUUGAGGGCAUAGAGAGCUUCAUCGUGGAGCUCAGUAUGCCAGCCUAUGCCUUGCUGGGCAACAUCACUGUGACCCAAGUCUUCAUUAAUGACGUAGAAGAUGAGCCCACCCUGCAGUUUGACAAGAAGGUCUACCACACCAUCGAGAGUGCCGGCAUCCUCUCGGUCCCCAUUGAAAGGAAAGGAGAUGCUAGCAGCAUUGUCUCUGCCAUUUGCUACACCAUCUCUCAAAGUGCCCAAGGAAGCAACAUGUAUUCCCUGGAGUCCGGCUCAGACUUUAAGUCCCGGGGAAUGUCCAAUGAGAACCGGAUCGUCUUGGGGCCUGGUGUCACCAAGACAGCUUGUGACGUGAAGCUGGUGGACGACAGCGAGUACGAAGAAGAGGAAGAGUUUGAAAUUGCUCUGACUGAUGUCUCCAAGAACGCCCGCCUUGGGAGCAUCGCUUCCGCUAAAGUUAUGAUCGGCGGCCCCAACGAUGCUUCUACUGUGUCGCUCGGAAGCGCGGCUUUUAGCGUUAGCGAGGAAGCAGGGAUUAUCGAAAUCCCCAUUACCAGACACGGGUCUGAUCUCUCCAUUCCUACCUCGGUCUGGUGCGCCACUAGGACGUCAGAUCCGCCAUCUGCUACUCCCGGAUUUGAUUACAUUCCCAGCUCCAAGAAGGUUGAAUUUCAUCCAGGGAGAACUGAAGAGUAUUGCACCUUGACUAUUCUGGACGACGCACAGUCCCCAGUGAUUGAAGGGGUGGAGACCUUUGUGGUCUAUUUGAGUUCCCCACAAGGAGCAGAGCUGGCCAGCCCUUUCCAAGCAGUGGUGGCCAUUAAUGACACCUUCCAGGAUGUUCCAAGCAUGAAGUUCAGUAAAGAUGUAUACUCCGUGAAAGAGAAGGACCGCAUCCUACAUGUUCCCAUUAUCCGUACCGGAGACUUAAGCUACGAAUCUUCAGUCAGGUGCCAUACACAGAGCCAGACCGCAAGAGUGAUGGAGGAUUUUGAGGAAAGGAGAAACGCUGAAGAAUCGCGCAUCACAUUUUUGAAAGGGGAGAAGGUAAAGAACUGCACUAUAAUUAUAAAUGAUGACUCUGCCUUUGAGCCGGAGGAGAGAUUCCGGGUAUAUCUGAGUGAACCCCAAGGCAACCACUGGAGUGGGGCUACCGUUGGGAAAAGCAACAUGGCUACUGUAGUUAUCUCCAACGACGAAGAUGCUCCCACCAUUGAGUUUGAAGAAGCUGGGUACCAGGUCCGUGAACCCCCUGGACCGGAAGGCGUUGGCUUCUUAAAUGUCAAAGUGAUCCGGACAGGAGACCAAAACAGGACUUCGAAAGUUCGCUGCAGUACCCGGGAUGGCUCAGCUCAGUCUGGAAUUGAUUAUUACCCAAAGAGCCGAAUUCUCAAGUUUAGCCCUGGUGUGGACCACAUUUUCUUUAAGGUGGAAAUCAUGUCCAAUGAAGACCGGGAGUGGCACGAAUCCUUUUCUCUGGUCUUGGGUCCAGAUGAUCCCAUUGAAGCCGUUUUGGGGGACCUCACCACCACAAUCGUGACUAUUUUGGACCAAGAAGCAGCCGGAAGCCUCAUUUUACCAGCUCCACCUAUAGUGGUCACGCUGUCAGAGUACGACCACGUUGAAGAAGAAACCUCAACGGGAGCUAAGAAGUCGCCAUCUCCAGGCUACCCACUGGUCUGUGUUACUCCUUGCGAUUCUCACUUCCCCAAGUACUCGCUGAUGAAGGAGCGCUGCGGUGAGGCCGGGAUCAACCAGUCCUCCAUACAGUUCAGCUGGGAAGUAGCUACCCCCACUGAUGGAAACGGAGCUAGAUCUCCUUUUGAAACCAUUACGGACAAUACUCCCUUCACCAGCGUCAAUCACAUGGUGCUGGACAGCAUUUACUUCAGCCGGAGAUUCCACGUACGCUGCGUGACGAAAGCCGUGGAUAAGGUCGGCCACGUGGGCACUCCCCUACGGAGUAAUAUAGUCACCAUUGGGACCGACAGCGCCAUCUGCCACACCCCUGUGGUGGCUGGCACAGCCCGGGGGUUCCAGGCUCAAUCUUUCAUUGCCACCUUGAAAUACCUGGAUGUAAAACAUAAGGAACACCCUAACAGAAUCCACAUCUCGGUACAAAUUCCACACCAGGACGGGAUGCUCCCCCUGAUUUCCACCCGACCUCUGCACAACUUGCAUUUCCUAUUGUCAGAAUCCAUUUAUAGGCACCAGCAUGUCUGUUCCAAUAUAGUCAGCAUCCAAGAUCUUAAAGGCAUCUCAGAAGCUGGGUUUCUAGAUGAAGUGACGUACAACAAUAUUGUUCUGGGGCCUGGAUAUGACCGGCCGCACCAGUUUGACCCCAACGUGAGAGAACCAAAGACUAUCCAGUUCUACAAACAUUUGAACCUGAAGAGCUGCAUUUGGACCUUCGAUGCCUACUAUGACAUGACGGAAUUAAUUGAUGUCUGUGGAGGAUCCGUCACUGCCGACUUCCAGGUUCGGGAUUCUGCUCAGUCGUUCUUGACAGUCCAUGUCCCACUUUACGUCUCCUACGUUUACGUAACCGCGCCCAGAGGCUGGGCUUCUCUUGAGCAUCACACGGAGAUGGAGUUUUCCUUCUUCUAUGACACCAUUCUCUGGAGAACAGGUAUACAGACGGACAGCGUCCUGUCAGCCAAACUGCAGAUCAUCAGGAUCUACAUCCGAGAUGAUGGUCGGCUGGUCAUUGAGUUCAAAACUCACGCCAAGUUCAGAGGGCAUUUUGUGAUGGAACACCACACUCUGCCAAAUGCCAAGUCUUUCAUCAUGACUCCUGACCACCUGGGAGGGAUGGAAUUUGACCUACAGCUCUUGUGGAGUGGACAAACCUUUGACUCUCCUUAUCAACUCUGGAGAGCAACUAGCUCCUACAGCAGGAAAGAUUAUUCCGGAGAGUACACCAUCUCCUUAAUACCAUGUACGGUCCAACCCACACAAUCUUGGGUUGAUCCGGGAGACAAGCCUUUACCCUGCACUGCUCAUGCUCCAGAAAAAUUUCUGAUUCCAAUUGCCUUUCAGCAGACGAACCGCCCAGUUCCUGUCGUUUAUUCCCUCAACACGGAAUUUCAGCUCUGCAAUAACGAAAAAGUUUUUCUCAUGGACCCAACCAAAACGGAGAUGCCGAUGGCCGAGAUGGACUACAAGGGAGCCUUUUCCAAAGGUCAAAUCCUGUACGGCCGAGUGAUGUGGAACCCGGAGCAAAACCUCAAUUCCGCCUACAAGUUGCAGCUGGAAAAAGUCUACCUCUGCACAGGGAAGGAUGGCUACGUCCCGUUCUUCGACCCAACGGGCACCAUAUAUAACGAAGGACCCCAGUACGGCUGCAUCCAACCCAGCAAACACCUGAAGCACAGAUUCCUGCUGCUGGACCGCAGUCAACCGGAAGUGACUGACAAAUACUUUCACGACGUCCCUUUCGAUGCCUAUUUCGCAUCCGAGUUGCCCGAUUUCCACCAGGUCAGCAGCAUACCUGGCGUGGAUGGUUUUACCAUGAAGGUGGACGCCCUAUAUAAGGUGGAAGCCGGGCACCAGUGGUACCUCCAAGUGAUUUACGUCAUCGGUCCUGAGGUGAUUGGAGGGUCCCGCAUGCCGCGUUCCGUGGUCCAUCACCUGAAGCGCGGCCGCCGAGAUCUCGUGGACCACAAGGGAGCCCCUGUUGUGGACGACUCCUUGAUCUACGACAACGAGGGGGAUCAAAUGAAGAACGGCACAAACAUGAAGUCUCUCAGCCUCGAGCAACAGGAAGCCAUCACCGUGGCCUCUCUUUCCCAGACCGGAGCCUCCAUCGGCAGCGGCUUUGCGGCCGUCCUGCUCCUCGUCCUCGUCCUCUUGUCCAUCUGCUUCGUCACCAGGAAGUGUCGGAAACACCGGAAGAAGAAGAAGAAGAAGAAAGCUGCCCAGGAGGUGGCGGAGCAGUACCCUCUCAACACGAAGGUCGAGGCAGCCAAGCGGUACGCCGAGGGCCUGGAGAAAAACGUCAGCGGACAUUACUGUACGGUGAAGAACCUCAACCUUCUCUGUGAAAACGAAGGCGCCUACAAGGUCCGCGGAGCGAAGGUCAAGCCGAUGAACUUGGAAGUGAAAGUUCAUAACAAUUUACACGACGGGACCGAAGUUUAA
Molecule: messenger RNA, 11136 nt
Organism: Thamnophis elegans (Western terrestrial garter snake)
Lineage: Eukaryota; Metazoa; Chordata; Lepidosauria; Squamata; Natricidae
Gene: FRAS1
Product: Fraser extracellular matrix complex subunit 1
Exons: 66
Coding region: 16-11136 (3706 amino acids)
Biological process (GO): cell communication
Cellular component (GO): membrane
Molecular function (GO): protein binding
Source: RefSeq, a predicted model, not a curated record